UUACUCGGGUACCCGACCAACAGUUGCCAACACAAUGAUACAGCUAUCCUAGCUGUCUAGCUACAGUAGCUAGAUAAUAGCGUUGACAAAUCCGAUUAGGAUUACUACUACAACUAUGGCCGGGGAGGCGGUGGACGAUAUACCUGAGUCGGGAGCAGUCUUUACCUUCGGAAAAAGCAAAUUUGCAGACAACAUUCCCAGUAAAUUUUGGCUGAAAAAUGACACACCCCUAAACAUUGCUUGUGGAGAUGAACACACAGCAUUGAUUACAGAAAAUGGAAAGCUUUUCAUGUUUGGCAGCAAUAACUGGGGUCAGCUUGGUUUGGGAUCAAAGACGUCCGUGAACAAGCCCACUUGCGUGAAAGCUUUGAAGGCUGAAAAGGUGAGGCUGGUGGCCUGUGGGAGAAACCACACAAUUGUUUAUACAUCUCGGGGACAUGUCUAUACCUCUGGCGGAAACAAUGAGGGUCAGUUAGGCCUGGGGGACUAUGAAGAGAGGACUGCUUUUCAGCUGGUAAACUUCUUAAGCACACACGGACCAAUCAAAAUGCUUGCUGCUGGCUCAAACACAUCUGCUGCUCUGACUGAGAGUGGGAAGUUGUUCAUGUGGGGAGAUAAUGCUGAAGGCCAGAUUGGCCUGGGUAAGGAGAGCAAUGUCACCACCCCCCAGGAAGUCACAGUGGGCUAUGCCGUAUCCUGGGUGGCCUGUGGUUACUACCAUUCAGCCUUUGUCACGGUGGAUGGUGGGCUGUUCACGUUUGGUGAGCGAGACAGUGGAAAACUCGGGCUUACCACUGACCAGCUGGCUGGUCACCGUCUCCCCCAGCUGGUCAGGGGCGUCACGCAGCCAGUCAUUAAAGUGGCAUGUGGAGGUGGACACACCGUGGCACUGACAGAGGAGGAUGUGUACACGUUUGGCCUGGGCCAGUUUGGCCAGCUGGGCCACGGAACAUUUAUCUUUGAGGUGCGGCUGCCCAGAGCUCUUGAGCACUUCAGGAAGGGGCGGGUCCAACACAUCAUGUGUGGGGAGAACCACACGGCCGUGAUCACAGACAGUGGCCUCCUGUACACGUUUGGGGACGGAAGACACGGGAAGCUGGGCCUUGGAGAAGAGAAUUUCACCAAUCAGUUCAAACCCACUUUGUGUUCGCGCUUCCUCAAGUACAAUGUCAAAGCGGUGACCUGCGGUGGCUGUCAUAUGCUGGUGCUGGCCAGGUACAGGGACAAGAGCUGUGAGGAGGUGACCAUGGAGGAGGACGACGUGACAGAGAACUACCUGGAGAAGUCUUACACAGAGCUGCUAGGAGACACGUCCACCAGCCUCACCAGGAGUCUUUCUGCUAGGGUCAGGAGGCGAGAGAGGGAGCGCUCGCCCGAGCAGUUUGGCUCCAUGUUCCACACCCUGCCCAGCCUGACGUCCGGCCACCUCAACCCCCUGUCAGUGUCCAGCCAGCUGGCCCACAGAAAGGUGCACAACGACAUUCACCAACACAGGAGCACGGGCUCAAACCAGAAGGAGCGGAGAAAUGCAAAGGAGGGAGACUGUCCUGUGGACAACCUAACAGACAACGUCAGCGUCAAAGACUUGGGAGACACAACUGACUUCUUAAAUAUGACUCACGUGAUGAAACUGGACCCCAGUGACAAGACACUGACGUUGUCUCCUGUUCAGAAGAGGAAGGGUAAGCUUGCAAGAAGGCAUGUUAAUGAUGGUGCGAUGGAGGAAAAGAGGGGCGGGGAAAGAGAAAAGUGUAAAGAAACCCAACUCCCAGCAGAGGAGGACGCCCCCAAACCCUCUCCGUCCCCUAAGAGGGCGGAGCUCACCCAGCGAAAGGCACUGCCCGGUGCUCAUGCUUUUCAGGCACAGAGUCCUCACCACAAGAGCUCUCGGCCAUGGGCACCUCAGAGCAGGGGCAAGGAGAACCUCAUCAUGGCUCUGCAGGCCAUCAACCCCACAGAAAUAAAGGCCCACUCCGCCAGCUCCAAGGCCGUCAGUGUAGGGGGCGUCAGUAAGGCAAAGUCGAAACCGCGUCCUUAUGCUCAGGCGGCAUCUAGGGAGGGGAAAAGGAAAUUAAUUAAGGCUGAGGACAAACGAGGUUGUGUGAAAGGGAAACCCAUUGCUGAUUACAAGCCGAAGCAAAUGCAGCGUGUAGGAUCCAGAGGUCAAAGUGUCGAGGUCACCAAGGCACUUGUAGAGGUCAACCCCAAAUCUAUAAAAAGGUCAAACGUAGAACAAGUCAAGUCCAAGGAGAAAGGUAAAGCUGUUAUGGUAAGAAGUCAGCAUGGAGAUAUAAGGAGUGCACCAGGCAAAAAGGUUCUAGAAAAGGCUGCCAGCAACCUUAAGCCCCCUCAUGUGCUCUCAGAGGGCACUGAGGGUGCAACAGCUAAACCACGCGAACCUCACUUCGAAUCUGACGGUCUCAAGAAAACCAAAAAUGAGAGAAAUGCAAAAGCACAGAUCUCAAAACCGAUCAAAUCUAAGGACGACCAACAAUCUGAACACACGCCAAAGCACAGUACACAGCAGAACCUCCUCACCCAGGUGACCUCUCUAGUGUCGGACCCAGGUCUCGAGGGCUCUCUGAGAAUGGUGAGAGCUGUGGCUGAUGUUAUCCCAUUUGGCUCACCAUCGAGAAGUGAGUCAGCCUGUUUUAGCCCACAGGCUCUGAAAGUCAAGGACCCAAGUUUGUCUGGCAACGCCCGAAGCUCCGCGAGUGACUCACUGGACUCUGAAAACUCUGAAUUGGGCAAGAGGACUGCUGGUAGCAUCAGUAUAACACCAGGUUCCCUGGAGCAGGUGACCGAGGAAAGAAGCUCCAACGUGGAUCCUCAAGACAAGGGAGAAGAGCAGGAAAAAAGUAGUGGAGGGGAGGAGGAGGAGACCUCGGACGAGUCCCAGCGAAGCGACGAUAGAACACCCGUGAAGAAGGAGAGUGGACGCACUGGAGAUGAGGGCGAGGGAGGGGUCGGAACUAGUGCAGAAAGUACGGACGGACACAAAAUCGAUUUUGUCGCUAGGCUCACAGAUAGUCAGGAAUGUGAGCCGUUGCUGCGAGAGGAUGAGGAUGGAGGGAUAUCGGAAAGAGAAGGUAGCGAAGGAGAGGAAGGCAAAAGUGGGACAGGCACAGAGCGUGGAGGGGAAAGUCAGUCAGAGUUGGAGGAAAAGGAGGAUGGCUCCAUGGAGGAGGAGCAAGAGGAUGAAGGGAUUAGUGGGUCGUCGGAGGACCAGGGAAAGAAUAGCGUUGGGAGGGGAGAGAGCGAAGAGAGUGAGGAGGAAGAGGAUGAGAGUGCAGCCAUGUCAGAGAGUGAGGAAGAGGAGGAAAGUGGAGGGACAUCAGAAAGGGAGACAGAGAGCAUGAAGGAGGAAUCUGACUCUGAGGAGGAGCGCAAUGAAGAAGAGGAGGACGGAAAUGAGGUCGAGAGUGGGGAGGAGGAGGAGAAGAGUGAUUCUGUCAAGUCUUCUGAGGAGGAAGAAAGAGAGAGUGAGGAAAAUGAUAGUGAGUCUUCUGAGCAAGAAGAGAAAGAGGAGGUGGAGAGCGAAGAAGAGGAGGAUACGAGUGAGUCUGACAAGUCUGCAGAGGAGGAAGAUGAGAGUGAGGUAGAUAGUGAAACAGAGGAGGAAGGUGAGGAGGAGGAGGAGGCAGAGAGCAGUGCAGGCGAAGAAGAAGGCGAGGGCGAAGAAGAAAAGGAAGAGGUAGAAAGUGACAUGGAUGAGGGCGAGGGAGAAGAGGAGACCAGUCAGAUAGCUGAGGAAGAAAGUCAAGAGGAGGAGCAAGAGGAGGAAAAUGAGAGUGGAAAGGCGGAGGAGGAAGAGGAAGUCAUGGAAAGUGAGGCAGAGGAAGAAGAGGAGGCAGAGCAAGAAGAUGAAAAUGAAAAGGAGGAAGAGGAAGAAGAUGACAGAAGGAAUAAAAAAAAAGCUGAUGUCAGAAAGAAAAGCAAAGCAAAUCUACGAGACGGAUCCUCUGAUGCCAAAGCUGUCAGGACUCAAGCAAAAACCAAACUGAAGCCUACUGGUAAGGGCCAGCCAGCUAAGAAAUCUCAUGAUUCCCAGCAGUUCUGGGAGGAUGUCUUACCACAAUACCUCAACCUAAAAUGAUAGAUAAAAUGAUCUGAACCAGACCAUCAUGUCUCAGGAUAAACUUAAACACCAGUGGAUCGAUUAUUCUCAGUUUUAAUGUUUUUAUACUUUUAUCUUUUAUCUGAUAUAUUGAUCCAAACUCAAUACUUUCUGUCUGCCUGUCAGAACAUUCUCGUUGUCUUUCUCUCAUUGCCUUACCAAUACACUGAAAUGUAAAUCCCCAAAUGCAAAAGCUUGACGAAGCAUGCAGUCCGCUCAAGUCACUGUUGUGCUAAUGUUACUACUGCAGAAUGUGGUUUGUGUGUACUUAGCAAUCCCUCUGCCUUCCCACUAAGUAAUUCCUGUAACAAUUGUAACAUAGCAUUUGAAGGAGCAAUUCCUGCUAAGUUUAGAAUCAGCUGGUUCUCAAUCGCAAUGUAUUUACUAAAGGUCUUCGUCAAUGGUGUGUAAUAAGAAUAGUUUGAGAUUUGCUGUUUUUUCAUGGUUGAAAUUGUCUAAUAAAUACGUAGACACAAUGGUGUCAAAGCAUCACAUUCCAAAUAUUUCUAUAUAUGUAGUUUCUACAGGAAUCUUUAUGAAUUACUAACUAAUUGUGGAAACACACCAGUUUGCAUCCAAGGUAUUUGUGUGAUCUACUUCAGGUGGGGUCCCCAUUCAAUUUCCUAAAAGGCUUCUUCCCCUAGUGAUAGCCACCCCUCCUGUGACUGGUGUAGUGAUCCACUCCUAGAACCCUUUCCCUUGUGAUAGCCACCCCUCUUGUGACUGGUGUAGUGAUCCGCUCCUAGAACCCUUUCCCUCGUGAUAGCCACCCCUCUUGUGACUGGUGUAGUGAUCCGCUCCUAGAACCCCUUCCCUUGUGUUUGUGUUU
Messenger RNA from Osmerus eperlanus (European smelt), 4946 nucleotides. Its product is annotated as transcriptional regulator ATRX-like. Gene Ontology annotation, biological process: protein ubiquitination; ubiquitin-dependent protein catabolic process. Gene Ontology annotation, cellular component: cytoplasm. The record is from RefSeq and is a predicted model, not a curated record. Bases 116 to 4096 code for a protein of 1326 amino acids. Lineage: Eukaryota; Metazoa; Chordata; Actinopteri; Osmeriformes; Osmeridae. The transcript is spliced from 15 exons. Gene Ontology annotation, molecular function: ubiquitin protein ligase activity.